This is a messenger RNA of Abrus precatorius (Indian licorice), 3215 nucleotides long. RefSeq names its product probable ion channel SYM8. Gene Ontology annotation, biological process: monoatomic ion transport. The transcript has 12 exons. The record is from RefSeq and is a predicted model, not a curated record. The coding region runs from base 183 to 2816 and encodes 877 amino acids. NCBI's taxonomy places the organism in Eukaryota, Viridiplantae, Streptophyta, Magnoliopsida, Fabales, Fabaceae.
GAAGAAGGAGAGAGAGAGAGAGAGAGAGAGAGAGAGGCCACCUUCACCCCACCCAUGAGUUAAUGAUCCAUCACUCGGAGUAGUCAGCAUCACAGCCCCACAAAACGAAUACCAAUAAAUAACUUAUCUUUCUGUCUCAGCUCAACCGCGUCUGUGAACUCUCAAGUUCUAACUAACUAAGAAUGCAAAAGGGCAAUGACGAAUCUUCGAAUCUGAGUCUGAGGAAGCCACCGUUGAAGAGGACCAAAACACUUCCUAAUUCAAAACCCUUCAAUCUCAGAGUAUCCGUUGACAACGCCUCUGCUUCACCUCCAACCAAUGCCCAUCAUUUCUCUGACUCAGAUGAACAAUGGAACUACCCUUCUUUCCUUGGCACCACCACCCGCAAAAGAAGACCAUCCGUCAAACCUUCCAACACCCACAACCUUAACCUUCCCAAGCCCACGCUUGUUCCACCACCACCACCACCACCACCUCCUCCUCCUUCUUCCACUCUCUCUUUGCUACCCCCUUCCCUCCUCCCCAGACCACAACACCAUAAGCGCUCUCCGAUCUUGUAUCUGCUAAUUAUCACUUGUAUUAUUUUUGUACCUCAUUCCGCUUUUCUACAAUAUAGGCUUGCAAAACUGGAGGAUGAGAAACUUCACCUGUGCUGUGAAAUUGAUUUUUGUCCCAGCAAUGGAAGGGCAUAUUUUGAAAAAGAGGGCUCAUUUUCCGAUAUCCUGAAUGCUGACAGUAGAUCAGUUGCUUUGUAUAUUGUGGUGGUCACACUAAUUUUGCCUUUUGUGUUGUACAAAUAUCUUGACUACCUUCCUCAAAUAAUUAAUUUCUUGAGGAGAACAAACAAUAACAAGGAGGAUGUACCAUUAAAGAAGAGAAUUGCUUAUAUGGUAGAUGUGUUUUUCUCCAUAUAUCCUUAUGCAAAGCUGCUUGCCCUUCUCUUUGCAACUCUAUUUCUUAUAGGAUUUGGUGGUUUAGCAUUGUAUGCGGUGACUGGUGGUAGCUUUGCUGAAGCACUUUGGCAUUCUUGGACUUAUGUAGCUGACUCGGGAAAUCAUGCUGAAACAGAAGGAACUGGGCAGAGGAUUGUUUCUGUCUCAAUUAGUUCAGGUGGUAUGCUGAUAUUUGCUAUGAUGCUUGGGCUUGUUUCAGAUGCUAUAUCAGAGAAGGUAGAUUCACUCAGAAAAGGGAAGAGUGAAGUGAUUGAAAAAAACCACAUACUCAUUCUUGGGUGGAGUGACAAAUUGGGUUCACUUUUGAAGCAGCUAGCAAUAGCAAAUAAGAGUGUUGGUGGUGGUGUUAUUGUGGUGCUUGCAGAAAAAGAAAAGGAGGAAAUGGAAAUGGAUAUAGGAAAGCUAGAAUUUGAUUUCAUGGGGACGUCUGUAAUUUGUAGAAGUGGCAGUCCUCUUAUACUGGCUGACCUCAAAAAGGUUUCAGUUUCUAAGGCACGUGCAAUCAUUGUAUUAGCUUCAGAUGAAAAUGCAGAUCAGAGUGAUGCACGUGCUUUGAGAGUUGUUCUCAGCCUUACAGGUGUAAGGGAAGGCUUAAGGGGUCAUGUUGUUGUAGAGAUGAGUGACCUUGACAACGAACCUCUAGUGAAACUUGUUGGCGGAGAACUCAUUGAAACAGUUGUCGCACAUGAUGUAAUUGGACGUUUGAUGAUUCAGUGUGCUCUGCAGCCUGGCCUUGCCCAGAUAUGGGAGGAUAUUUUGGGAUUUGAGAACGCUGAGUUUUACAUCAAAAGAUGGCCGGAACUGGAUGGUCUCUUUUUCAAAGACGUAUUAAUUUCAUUUCCUGAUGCAAUACCUUGUGGAGUUAAGGUUGCUGCAGAUGGGGGGAAGAUUAUCAUCAAUCCAGACGACAGUUAUGUUCUCAGAGAUGGGGAUGAAGUCCUCGUCAUAGCUGAGGAUGAUGACACUUAUGCUCCAGGACCUCUUCCAGAGGUAAGGAAGGGCCUUUGCCCAAAGAUACGUGAUCCUCCUAAAUAUCCAGAGAAGAUAUUAUUUUGUGGCUGGCGCCGUGAUAUUGAUGAUAUGAUCAUGGUUUUAGAAGCACUCUUGGCUUCCGGUUCAGAACUUUGGAUGUUCAAUGAGGUUCCUGAAAAGGAAAGGGAGAAGAAGCUUGUUGAUGGUGGACUUGAUGUUUCUGAGUUAGAGAACAUAAAGCUAGUCCACAGGGAGGGCAAUGCUGUAAUUAGGCGGCACCUAGAGAGUCUUCCAUUGGAGACUUUUGAUUCUAUCCUUAUUCUUGCAGAUGAGUCAGUGGAGGACUCUGUUGCUCAUUCUGACUCAAGAUCUCUAGCCACUCUUCUGCUGAUUCGUGAUAUACAGUCAAGACGUCUACCAUACAAAGACACAAAGUCAACUUCUCUGAGGUUAUCUGGGUUCUCUCACAACUCUUGGAUACGUGAAAUGCAGCAAGCUUCUGAUAAAUCAAUUAUAAUUAGUGAAAUUUUGGAUUCUAGGACUAGAAAUCUAGUGUCUGUGUCUAGAAUCAGUGAUUAUGUGUUAUCCAACGAGCUGGUUAGCAUGGCACUAGCAAUGGUGGCUGAAGACAAGCAAAUCAACCGUGUUCUCGAGGAAUUAUUUGCAGAGGAGGGAAACGAGAUGUGUAUUAAACCAGCAGAGUUCUAUUUAUUUGACCAGGAAGAAGUGUGUUUUUAUGAUAUAAUGAUAAGGGGUCGUGCAAGAAAGGAAAUUGUUAUUGGCUAUCGCCUUGCUAACCAAGAACGUGCUAUUAUCAACCCUUCAGAAAAAUCUGUGCCAAGAAAAUGGUCCCUUGGUGAUGUUUUUGUUGUUAUAGCCAAAGGCGAUUGACAAUCAUGAUUUGGAUACACUGGACCCCUACCAUGGCCCUCCGUUUCCCCAAGGUACUAACUAAAUCACAUUUUCGAUACUCCUACAAAUUCAAGUAACAGAGGUUUUCCCUUUCAAAGAUUCUUCAAGAUAUUGGUUAAUCUCUUUGUUAAUGUCCAAUAUGGCAAUAUUAUAUUUAUAACGUUACUGCAACUUGUAAAAUAAUCUUCCAUAUAUCGACACACGUUAGGUGACUGGGGAAGAGUUCAAGUGGUGUGGGGUAACCCUAACAUUUGUACAACUCAUUGUUCUAUGAGAAAGAUUUUGCUGUAAUUGGAAGAGGUUUACGUAUAAUGGGAGAGAAAUCUAUCAACACAUCGAUACACAAAUUAAAAAUUUGAAUAUAGUUAACUUUUAUAC